GUGUACAGACGUUCAUCUGUUUAUUUUUUCCUACAUCUCGGGUCGAGUGUGUUUGAAAACCUAUUUGCCGCAUAAUCGUACUUGUGGUUCGUUUUAGUUAGUUUCAGCGCUAUAGAGAAGAAAAUUAUAUUUUCGGCAAAGGAAAAUAUAUCGUUAUAUUUCUACGAGAAGAGCAAUAGGAAUACGCAAAACUGCAGUGGAAAAGGGUUUAAUGUGUACAUAAGAAGAAAAAAUCAAAAGAUAACUAAUGUGAUCCAACAACCCAAUACAGUGUUCUUAUGCAAAAAUCGUAACAUAAAAAAAUAGAAAAAAAAAUAUUUGAAACCAGUGACCAUCAAAUUCUAUUUCGGUUGUUUUUCUAUCCUGUAAAAUACGCAAUACAAAAAAAAUUACCACGUGGAGAGAAUUCAAAAACCAACCAUCACGAAUACCCGCAAUUUUGAGACGAAAUUAUUGGAUUGCAUUUGGAUCAUAUGCAAUAGUUGAUACUUUAAGAUUAUUCUUGUUUGGAUUCCCAAUCAAAAAUGCGCAUUUGGUGUUCCCUUUACACUCAAAUAUGUAUGCUAAUUAUUUGCCAUAUCCCACAGUAUUUAUGCCUAAAGAGAUCGGUGACACCAGCGCGCGUACUUGCGGCACGAACAGGCGCAACACAGUUUCAAGAAUACGUAGAAGUAGAUAGUGCUCUCAACCGAGAAGAGAAAAGAUUUCAAAAACGACUUAUUCUCGAUAGUACUGAUGUCGAUUUCGAAAACUACCAAGGCGUUGUGGGACGCCCUGGUACCGAUUUUCCAAUACUAACCGGUAUACCAAAUACCAAUUUCAACUGUCGACAAUACGGAAAUGGUUAUUUUGCGGAUUUGGACACGAAAUGUCAGGUCUUCCACAUAUGUGAUGAGGGCAAAAAAAUAUCAUUCCUGUGUCCCAACGGUACCAUAUUUCGACAGUUGGAUCUGAUUUGUGAUUGGUGGUUCAAAGUUGAUUGUGCAGCAGCACCCAAUCACUACGCCGAAAGUUCAGAGAUGCUUACUCAAGCUCAGCGGGCUAGGAUUCAGAGUAGACAUCCCAUCCCACAACCCAUAACAUCACCAGAGCAUCUUUCACUUAACAUACAACGCAAACACGCUUUUCUCAAUAAACAAUUGGGAACUAAUUUAAACGCACUCGAAUUCAAUCGUCGCAUGGACACCAUCGUGGAACAAUCAGAUGAAAGUAUCGACUUUGAGGACAUUUCUUUAAAACGAAAUAAUGUUAGAAAUAACGAAAGCUCUAGAAAUAUUAAAACAAACUCAGAGGAAAUCCAAGCAACAGAUGAAACGGUUGCGUUUGCACGUAGUGGUAAGAAACUAAAUGGGUACAACUAUCCAUUGCCAGAGAAAAAUUUGGAUAACUUGAACUAUAAAUCUGACGCUAAUAGUUAUGACAGACCUGCAAAAUUUAUUAAUAGAAACGAAAAGGAAUUAUAUCGAACUGCAAAAGUUCUAGAUAAUAGCGGGGGUAUUGGUUUUAAAAAUUCCUUUAAUUUUGAUGCUAAACCGUUUAUCACUAGAGCUACUGAAAUUCCGAUGACAUCUACUACAACUAGGCAGCAAACGAUAAGAGCAACAACGUCUUCCUCAGUCAACCGCGGGAGUACGACGCAUCAAACUAGUACACUAAAUCAGAAAACUGAUCGCAAACCGGCAUUCAAUAUUGAAUUGCGUAAUUCUCAGCCACAUCCCAGUUCUAAUUCAGAGAAUUCGAAUUUCCCCGCCUACACAACGGCGAGAAAGCUAAGUACAAAGGCAAAGGACAAGCCAUUCUACACCCCCACUAUUCCAGCUGUAACCAAUAAAGUAGUUACAGAAAAUACCACUCCUAGUAUACAAGCAUCGCCUACUGUUUCAGGGGCUGUGGAACAUGCUUUAAAAAUGAUGAAAACAUUACAAGAUCUCGAGAUAUCAGAAAUUGUAUUGGAAAAUCGACCUGGAGUGGACGUGCCUCCUUCAUCGGGACCCAAUGCAUUGCACUCAUUAGCCCUAUAUUUUGCAAACGAUUCAGGAAGAGAUGUAACAACAAUAACAACCACAACAACAAUUAGCCCAAUAACAACGGGUACACGAACGGAAGGCCUUGAACCAAAGGACAAUCAGCAUUCUAUAAGCCCUUCAUUACUCAGCAAAAAAACGAUCGAUAAAUACCAACAACUAUUCGAUUCAAAGGAUUCUGGUCCUACUACAGAAUCUUUGAGAUUUCAGACACGUAUUGAAGAUGAAUCAGGAAACGAUCUUGAUGGACAAUUUUCAAGACACCCUAUAUUCGGCUCUUCCGGAUCACCACAAAUUCGGGAACUGGCGCAAGUAUUUACACAUGCAUUAUCUGCUUAUCUACAAGAUCCAGAGUCAUUCCGCCGUAUUUUGACUGAAAUCAGACCAAAGGGACCUACUUAUUUCAGAUUAUCUAAUCAAAUCGAUAACAGAAUAUACAAAAAUGAAGAUAUUUCAACAGAAGAAGCGACAUACUUUUCCUCACGUCAGCAAAUAACUCCAGCUCCACGAACGGUUACAGAUGAUUUAGAAGUUCUUGACUUUUCCGAUAUAACGUUGCCAACCACUGUGAAAAGGGAAACCACAAGUGGGAAUUUAGAGGUAACAACAGAAAUUCCAUCUACAACAACGUUUGCGCAGUUCAUGGUGAAUUUGGAACCUAGCAACACCCAUAACAAAUCUCCAGCUUCCAAUUUAAUAAUUGAUAACAUAAGAAAAACUGGCGCUACUUAUAUUGAACGUCAAUCGAAAUCACUGAAAAAUAUAAACACAGAGAGCAAAAAUGAGUUGGCUGAUGAAGUAAACGAAGAAUUAGGAACUCUUAAGCCACCAGCUUUUAAAGUAGUUGAAAGUGUCGAAGACCUCGGGGAUAAACAUGAUAAUAAUAGUUACUUUCCAAUCAAUAGAGGACACCAACUAAACUCAACUCCCGUUCCUUACGGUAAGAAUAUUAAGCCAGCGAAUAGUACUGAUACAUACCCGACCGCACUUUUUGAUACCCAAGCAGUACCGCUUCGUUGGGGAGAAGAACUAACUCCAAUUACUACUUCUACGGAUUCCUCUCCAACAGUAUGCUUCGAACUUCUGCCACCUCAGAGCCAAAAGUUAGCUAACCAGCCAAGUGUCGUAUUCUUGCCACCAGAUCGGGAAGAUAUCUUAGACGAUGACGAGCAGUUACAACGAGCUCAGAGUCAGUCUAUUAUCACAAAACGAAAUCAAGUCGAAGCAGGAAAACAGGCUAAAACUAUUUACAAUUUUCUUAGUUUGGACAAUGCGUUGCACCAAAACAAACGAAUUACUUCGACAAUCCCGCAAAUUUCGAAUUCAACACCGGUUCCAAGUGUGACAAAAGGGCAUUACAUUACAAAACAGUUUUCAAAUGAGAAAAUCAACGAAACUACUACUCCAUUCCCUGACAUCAUUACUGCGUCUAUUCCAGAUACAGGGAAAAUAGCCCCCAAUUCGAAAACAACGCUAUCUUAUACAGUUUUUCUUGAUCCACUCACCAUCAAUGAUGGUCUUAUGGAUACUGAAGAAGAUGCCAAAACGACUGUUUUGAAUGCACUCACGUAUCUCCCACGAAAUCAGAAAAAAUCGACUAGUACUUUGAUUACUUCAACUACACCAACUAGUGCGGAGUUGCCUUUAAUAACCAGUUCUACGCUGUCUACCAAACGUCGUGGGAAAAGCGGCAUACAUAGUAGAUUGAGUGAAGAAGAAUCUAAUGAAAAUGAGCUUAUGGAUACGAUGCAAAGAAAGGCAAACCAAAUGUUUGGGGAUUUAAAUGACUUAGAAGCAAACCACCUAAUGAAUGUAAUGAAAACAGCAGACACAAACAAAUCGGUUAGAAGGCUCAUACUAUUACUUAUUCAAACAUGCGAUGACGAUUAUAACAAAACUGUGGAGGAUUCAAGAAAAGCUUUACUCAAUGCACUAAUAAAAAUGGAUAGCCAAGAAAAUGAUAGCAGUGAGAUUCGAAUUGUGACCACUAGAACUAACAAAAAAGAACGAAACCUAAAAAAAGUAACUUCAACUGCUUCAACGCCAAUUACAGCAAAUCACGAUGUACAGUUGGAAAAACUUACAGGACUAACUGCAACUUCGGAUUUAAAAAACAGGGAAAGUUUUGAAACAACUACUUCGGCAGCUGAAGAUGUAAAAUCAACUAUUUUGGAUCUAUCAUAUGAGGCAUCAACCAAACUAUUAGAUGUUAGAUACAACAGCGAUGAGUCUGAUAUAAGUACACCGAUAAUAAGUUUGUUUCCAGAACAAUAUACAACAACAAGCAUUCCAACCACAACAACCGAUUAUGAUACAACAACUGCAGCUUUGACUACAACCGACCUAUCAAGUACUAUGGACAUUUCAACCACCGACAAGGUAUCCAACGAGUUCACAACGGUCAUUCCUGUAAAAUCUUCACGUUUGAAUAUUAUCUCCGGUAACCGUGUUCAAAAAAGUUUAGGAACAGCAACUGAUUAUGUUGUAGAAUCGAAUAAAAAAUAUUCGAAUCAUAAUUCAGACACCAGAGCUUUGGAACUACUAAGAUCGCUGUAUUCAUUAGCAUCGCGAUGGGGAUGAAUGAGAAUUUAUUCGAGGAUGUGAGUCUCCUGACCAUCUGUUACUUAAAUUCUUUAUCGCAUUUAGAGACAAUGCGACAGCUGUUGUAAAAUAAAUUGUUCAGUUAUAAAUCAUAAACCCAUAGAAUAGAACUACUCGUUUCUAAAAAUUGUCUCAUUUCCGAAAACGUGCGCAUCUAUUUUGAUAUCUGUCAUCUAGAUGAGAAUGUAUAAAAAGUGCUUUGAAUAUUUUGAAAUUGUUAGAACACGACUCUAUUUUGUUAAU
Messenger RNA from Topomyia yanbarensis, 4868 nucleotides. Its product is annotated as mucin-4-like. The record is from RefSeq and is a predicted model, not a curated record. NCBI's taxonomy places the organism in Eukaryota, Metazoa, Arthropoda, Insecta, Diptera, Culicidae. Gene Ontology annotation, cellular component: extracellular region. The transcript has 5 exons. Bases 525 to 4604 code for a protein of 1359 amino acids. Gene Ontology annotation, molecular function: chitin binding.